GACGGAAGCACGAAGCGCUGAAUUGCAAAGCCCUUUCUUUCUCUCUCUCUCCACCCCCACACCCCCCCGAGCCCGGUGCCUGCUGGGAGAUGUAGUUCCCCUCUCCGUCCGCCGAGCAGGGCAAUCCGGCGGCGCGCACGGCCAGCAGGCGGAACCAGCCCGUUUUGCAAAACCGCCUCUCUCCUUCUCCCUUUUUUUUGGGGGGGGGGGCGGUGGUCUUUGCAAGCGGGAUCGCGGGGUGGGGGUGCAAGCUUUCUCCCGAGGAGCCGGCCCCGAUCCUUCCGCGCGGGACCCCCUUGGGGCGUAGGGCCCGGGUGCGCGCACCUUCCCUUUCUGCAGACGCGCGCCCGGCGGGGUCUUCCUUCCCACGCCCCGCGCACCCACAGUUUUUUGGAGGGGUGUUUGUGUGCGCGCGCGCGCCCUUCCCUCUUCUCGCGCAGCCCAGGAUCGGGCGCAGGAGGUGGGCGCGCUGCGGAGCCUGCCGCUCCCCCGAGGAUCCGGGCCCACGGAUGGCCGUCGGGGCUGCCGCGCAGGUAAGGCGGAGGCGGAGGAGUUCAGCUGCUUUGAUGUGGCCGAGAGGCAAUUAGUCCUCAUUUGCAUGCCUUCCGGGCCCCAAAUGCCACCCAGGGAGGAGGAAAAUCAGCCCUCGGGGGGCAGAUCUUCGGGAGGGGCGCCCGGGGGUCCCCGGAGCCGGGCAUCCCGGCUGCGCGUUGGCAAAGGGGCGCAGGGGUCGUCCGCAGAGGAGAAGUGUCAAAAUAACCCCCUCCCUUUUUGGUUCAAAGUGCACAUGGCUAAGGCCACGAUCCUGCACCAGUCGCCUUGCAAUGAAUCCUAGAAUGGUAGCCCUGGAAGGGGCCCCGAGGGUCAUCCAUUCCAGCCCCCUGCAAUGCAGAAUCUUCUGCUCAAUGCAGGACUUGAACCCGCCACCCCGAGAUGAAGAGUCUCCCGCACUACCAAUGGGGAGGUUUGCACGAACUUCUGCAGAGGGGCAGGAGGAGACCCACAGGGGUCACUCAGCCCAGCCCGCCUGGCAAGGCAGGAUUCGCACCUGAAUCAUAGAAAUGUAGAGUAGGAAAAAUCGCAGGUCGCCGAGCCCAGGAGACACAGAUUUGAGGCAAUCCGUAGUUGAGAAUUUCCAUUUGGGACCACCGAGUUUUGGCCUCGCUCAGGGCACCAUAUGAGCAAAGUCCGCCCCUGUUGAAAGGGACCCCUUGUGUCAUCUAGUCCAUCCCCCUGGAAUCUUGGCUAAAGCAUCCCUGACGGAUCCAACCUCUGCUUCAAAACCUACAAGGAAGGGGAGUCCACAGCCUCCCAAAGGAGACCUUUCCACUUUGCCCUCAGAAAGUUCUUCCUGGAGCCAGAAUCUCCUUUAAGUUGAAUCUGUUUCCAGUGGGGCAGGGGAAAAGAAGCUCAAAGAAGCUUUAGAAGUAAAAACUGCCACUUAUUUUCUCAGCGGUGAGCUGCAGGAAGCUCUGGGUUUUCCCUGCCCUCUGAAACCCUUCGUUCUAACCUUCAUGCGUCACGGGUGCAACGACUCGUUAGUUUGGGGCCAUGAAUAAUAUUUUAUGUAGCAGUCUAGGCGCUUAAAUGGAAAGGGAAUAUUGAUUCGAAGGCACUUUUUAAAGCAGGGUUUUUUAUACAAGCGUAGCAUAAAUCAGUUGUUUGCCCCGCGCUCGAGGGUGCUUAAUUAUAUGUCUCUCUCCAGCCUGUCAUUAUGAAUAUUGCUGUUUUGCUCAAGGGAUAUUUCAGGUGGGGAGUUGGAAGCCAACCGCUGUUCAGGUGUCCUGGGCGAUAAUAACCUUGGCAUUUACUUAACCGCGGUGCUUUAACUCAUGUGGCGUCUUCUCAUCACGAGGCUCCAGCUCAACCGAACAGCCGCUUGCAGUUUAUAAAGCGAGAUUCAGCAGAAGUUGGGCAUUGAGCCCCAUUCCCUUUGGGAAAACAUGACAGGGACAGAACCCAGGAAGCUCGUUUCACAGCCUUUUUGUACCUUUGAGGAUCUAAGCCAUGGGUAGGCAAACUGAGGCCCAGGGGCCGGAUCUGGCCCAUUCGCCUUCUAAAUCUGGCCCGCGGACGGUCCGGAAAUCAGCGUGUUUCUACACAAGUAGAGUGUGCCCUUUUAUUUAAAAUGCAUCUCUGGGUUAUUUGUGGGGCAUAGGAAUUGGUUCCUUAUUUUUUUUCAAAAUAUUUUCCAGCCCCCCACAAGGCCUGAGGGACGGUGGACCGGCCCCCUGCUUAAAAAGUUUGCUGACUCCUGAUCUGAGCUUUAACUUUCUGUAAAGGUUUUAUUUUAAUAGUUCCUAUGGGUAAAGAGAUGGGUAGGCAACCUAAGGCCCGGGGGCCAGAUCCAGCCCAAUCACUUUCUCAAUCCGGCCCGCGGACGGUCUGGGAAUCAGCGUGUUUUUACAUGAGCAGAAUGUGUGCUUUUAUUUAAAAUGCAUCUCUGGGUUAUUUGUGGGGCAUAGGAAUUCGUUCAUCCCCCCCCCCAAAAAAAUACAGUCUGGCCCCCCACAAGGUCUGAGGGACAGAGGACCGGCCCCCUGCUGAAAAAGCUUGCUGACUCCUGCUCUUACCAUUACCCCCUGGCUUUUUUGUGAAAGCUGCCUGGACUCCCUGCCUGGGGAUAUGGUGGGAUAUGCAAAAAUACUGCAAAACACAUACAAAAACACUCGGAUUUGUUUUAAGUUUUUCAUCUAUGCUAAAACUCAGUCUAAGUUUGUUUUUUUUUUAAAAAAAGUUUAACCACAUCAGUUAACAAACAUGGAUACAUAUGCUAUAAUGUUAUUGUUUUUAAGGAAAUGAUUAUUUCUCUCCUUCCAAUAAAGUACAGCAGAAACGUUGUCCACAUAUAAACAGUUAACUUAUUAAACCUCUCAAUAAUUUCAUAAUUAUCUGUCUAUGUAUUUCUAAUAGUACUGUAUAACCAAAUCAAUAAUUUUUGAUAUAACUGUAAAAACUACUCUGGAAAUUUAUUGUUCCAAAAAUGAAACCUUCCUCUGGUUAUAAAUAUUAAUAUUAUCCCAGCAAGAAUGAGUCUUUCUGUAAAAAAAGAAAAGAAAAAGACACGUGCAGACUCUCAGAUGCGGGUUGCGUUCACUUCUGGAUGCGAACGGGGCUCCGGAACAGAUCCCGUUCGUAUCCAGAGGUACCACUGUAAUAAUAUUUUAUUUAUUUAUACCCCGCCCUUCCCGGUUCAGAAAACCGGGCUCAGGGCGGCUAACAACAAAUUUAAAACACUUAAUUGAGGCAACGAAAAAUAGCAUAAAACGCAGUAUAAAACGUGAAUAACAAUAAAUUCAGAAUUCAAAAAUCAAUUUAGGGGGGAAAUCCAUCCAAUAAACAUUAGAUGAUCACCAGGGCUAGCUGGCUACGUUAGUCCUAUUUGGGCCAGCGAGGAGACCAGGGGAGAAUUAGCUGUGGGAUCCCAGAGCGGGUAAUCUUCAUAAAACGGGGAGGGGGGGGAUGGAAGGGGAAUAAAAGAUCAGGCUAAGUUCAAAUUGAAAGCCAGGCAGAAUAGCUCUGUCUUACAGGCCCAACGGAAGGAAGUUCAAUCCUGCAAGGCCCUAGUCUCCUGGGACAGAGCAUUCCACUAGGUCGGAGCCACCACUGAGAAGGCCAUGAUUCCUGACUUGCCCCGUUUUCCUUGCAGGUGCCAGUGCGGUGUGAGGACGCGGCCCUGUAUCUCGCCCCCGAGCGCUGGAAGGAGUGGGCAGCGCAUGAGGACGCCAUGCGGGAGAAUUACGGCGCCACCAUCGCUUUGGGUAAAGAAGGACGCUUUUUUCACCCUCCUCCUCCCUGCCCACAACCUGAUCUCCUGUGGAAUGAAUGUGUGGAGCUUUUUUCUAGACCUGAUAUGGGGAAAUAGAAGCCUGGAGGGUGGGGGGCAAAUACAGUCUUCAGGGGCAGCCCCACAUACAGCACAUUGCAGCAGUCUAAUAUGAGCAUGGGGUGCAUUGGCCAAGUCAUCUCUUCUUGCGCCUGUUAUAUUAUCUUUAUAUUAAUUUAUUUAGAAUCCAAAAUUUCCCCAGAACCUGAUUGGGUUUCUUCAUUGUGCAGACACAGGUGUUCUAGGCAUUUAUGUAUUUAUUUGGGACAUUUGUAUACAGUGGUCCCUUGGUUCUCAAACACCUUGGAACUCAAACACCUUGGAAUCCAAACACUUCAAACCCGGAAGCAAGAUUUCCGGUUUGCAAACUUUUUUCGGAAGCCGAAAGUGCUCCAUUUUGGAUGUUACACUGAGGUCUGUCUGUUUUUCCUAUUUAUUUUGCGUUUUUGUAGCUCUUUUCGUUUUGUUUUUCUGACUGUGUGGAACCCAGUUCAGCUACUGAAUGAUGGAUUGCGUGACUGCAGUACAUUGUUUAUUGCUUUCAAUUUAUGGAUCAAUGGUCUCGUUAGAUAGCAAAAAUGUGGGAUUGCUGUUUUGGGGAUUGUUUUUAAAAGUCUGGAACAGAUUAAUCCCUUUUGCAUGCCUUUCUAUGGGAAAGCGUGCCUUGGCUUUGGAACGCUUUGGUUUUGGAAUGGACCACCAGAACAGAUUAAGUUUGAGAACCAAGGUAUCGCUGCAGUUUAGUGAAUUCAACAAGGCAUUUUGAGGAGAACCAAAGCCAUUCACUCUGACCAGAGAUACUACUGAAUCUGCUCCGUUGGUCCUUACCAAAGAGUCAGAAGACAGGAUAAUCUACGCUUUCUGUCUUGCAGGAUCGCCAGUCACCAAGCCCGAGAUGGUUGCCCAGAUUGAGGAAGGCGGCCCGCUGCUCCUCAAUGGCCAGGGGGAUGUCCAGCCCAGAGAGCGGUCGGAUGCUGCCAACACAGGUUAGAGAAGCCGGCAAACCCAUAUUGGCAGAAGUGCGUUGCUGAGUCAAGCGCCCUCUUAUAGUGGCCAGUGGGAUGUUGGCCAUCUAAGUUGGCGGCCCUCACUAUCUCCUGUGGCAGGGAGUUCCUCAGUCUAACCCAGGGGUAGGCAACCUAAGGCCCGUGGGCCGGAUCCGGCCCAUUCGCCUUCUCAAUCCAGUCUGCGGACGGUCUGGGAAUCAGCAUGUUUUUACAUGAGUAGAAUGUGUGCUUUUAUUUAAAAUGCAUCUCUGGGUUAUUUGUGGGGCAUAGGAAUUCAUUCAUUCCCCCCCCCCCAAAUAGAUAGAUAGAUAGAUAGAUAGAUAGAUAGAUAGAUAGAUAGAUAGAUAGUCUGCCCCCCCCAAGGUCUGAGGGACAGUGGACUGGCUCACGGCUGAAAAAGGUUGCUGACCCCUGCUCUAACCCUGCACUGUGGAAAGAACUUUCUUUUAUCUGUCCCUCAUACAUAAGGCACCAUCUAAAUAUUCUUUGGACCUCCCCUCUAUACACUGAUUCGUCUCCACUUGUUAUUAAACUCAUUAUGGUGGUGUCAUCUGCAAACUUAAUUGCAGUAGAUGAGUCAGAUGAUACACAAUCAUAUGUAUACAAUGAAUACAGGUAGGGACUUAGCACACAUCCCUGUGGUGUGCCAGUGCGGAUUUUUAAGGAAUUAGAUGUUACAUGUCCAAUCCUCACUGUUUUUGUCCGAUCUAUCAGAAAUAUCAGGGAUGAUUCACUCCCUGGCCGGCACUUUCUUGAUCUGCCCUCGGGCAAAAGAUAUAGAAGCAUGAUUAGUCGCACCAACAGGGUAAAGAACAGCUUCUAUCCGUUAGGCUGCUGAAUGAAAAGAGAACAACAGGACAACUGACUUUCGGGUUUGGUGGGUAAAGGAGGGGAAUUAAGGCAAAGAGCUGAGUGAGGGGUGCUCAAGUAAUCUCACUCUAUGCAAGUUGUACAAGUGACAACAAAGUAUUUCAACUCAUUCAGUUUCAUCGCAUCCCCGCAAGUUCUAGCGUUACGAGAGAGGGAGAAAAAGCUUUCCUCUCUCCGCUUCCUCCAGUCUGUGAAUAAUUUCGCAAACUCCCCUCAUGUUGCCUCUUCCUCGAAUUUUCUCCAAACUUAAACGCCCCAAACGCUGCAGCCUUUUUCAUAGGGGAAUCGCUCCGUCCCCAGAAUAAUUUCAGUUGCCCUUUUCCACCUUCAGGGUUUCCAAGGCCCCUGAGCCAUUUAUUUACCUCCGUGUCCUGACCAAAGUGUGGCUUUUAUUCUGUUUUUCUCUCCCCUCUGCAGGAUGCGUCUCUCUGGAGACUGAGGCUGUCAGGAAGAGCGAAGAGCAGCGAAGGGCCGGGGAGGAGCAGAGGAUGAGAGGAGAAGCCCCCAGAGGCCCUGAGAGAGGUGAGGACUGUAAUUUAUUCUUAUUUAUUGCAAUGCGAUGUGGGGCUUCCCUCACCCUUGAUCCAGAAGCGGCAGUCAGUGCAGGAUGCUGAAGCACAAUUGCUGGCCUUGUUGGCGUAUGAGGUCUGGGCUCAGAGACCGGCACCGGCUGCCAAUUUGCUAUGGGGCCGAGUUCAAGGUGGUGCUAUUAGUAUACAAAGCCCUUAACAACUUGGGACCAGUUUAGCUUCAAGAUAGCCUUACCCAAUAAAUGCCCGCUCACAACUGGCACUCCUAACAGGUGCUACAAUAUCCUAUAUUGGGAAGCUUUUAAUGUUUGAUGUUUUAUUAAGCUUCUAUGUUUGUUGGAAGGGACACGGGUGGCGUUGUGGGUUAAACCACAGAGCCUAGGACUUGCCGAUCAGAAGGUCGGCGGUUUGAAUCCCUGGACCAAGGUGAGCUCCCGUUGCUCGGUCCCUGCUCCUGCCCACCUAGCAGUUCGAAAGCACGUCAAAGUGCAAGUAGAUAAAUAGGUACCGCUCUAGUGGGAAGGUAAACGACAUUUCUGUGCACUGCUCUGGUUUGCCAGAAGCGGCUUAGUCUUGCUGGCCACAGGACCUGGAAGCUGUAUCCUGGCUCCCUCAGCCAAUAAAGUGAGAUGAGCGCUGCAACCCCAGAGUUGUCCGUGACUGGACCUAAUGGUCAGGGGUCCCUUUACCUUUCUAUGUUUGUUGGAGCUGCCCAGAGUGGCUGGGCCAACCCAGUCAGAUGGGUGGGGUACAAAUAAUAAAAUUAGUAGUAGUAGUAGUAGUAGUAGUAGUAGUAGUAGUAAUAGUAAUCCCUGUGCCUCCUGAGGGAGGGAUUAAUUCUGCCUUUCAACAUUUAUCUUUAUUGCAUGUUCACAAGUUCUAGUGUAAUGGAAGAAGGAGAGAAACUCCAUCCCUCGCUUCAUUUUAUAAACUCACUUUAAAAAAUAAAAUAAAAUCCUCCAAAAUAUAGCAACCUCAUGCGGAUAAAUAAUGAAAUAUCCCAGUCUAACCCAGGGGAUAGAGCUUAGUCAAUGCAUGAAGAAUAACAACCAAAUAAUGUAAGUUCUUAUCCCAGAAUACUAUUUGUGUAGAAGGCGAUCAACAGUUUAAGUUAACCAAAAAGGUUAUAAAGUGUGAGGGGUCCUCUAUUUUCAUUUUUAGCCAUAUACAGUGGACCCUCCGGUUACAUAUUACUCAGGAUACGUAACUUUCAGCAUGGCAAGCCCAGAACUGUAUUCCUCUGGGUUUCGCUGCGCUCGCAUGCGCAAAAGUGCUCUGCGCUGUGCGUGCAUGCGCAGAAACACUGCCUCUGGUUACAAAUUUUUCGGGGUGCGCACGGACCCCCAGAACUAAUUAAAUCCAUAACCGGAGGGUCCACUGUACUGUAUUAUUUCAUAAAUUUCUAUCAGGUCACCUAAAAAACCCCAAAUGCUGCCACCUUUAUGGCAUUGUUCCAUCCCCUUUAACCUUUUCCGACUCCUCGAUACCCUUUUUGAGGCGAGGCCACCAGAACGGCACACCUUAUUUCACCAUAGAUCUGAACGAUGGGAUUGUGAACGCAGCAUCCGGUCGCCCUGGGAAUCGGUCCCCUAACGCCUCUCUCUUUGUGCCCUUGAUCCCGGCAGGCGGGUGGCUGCUCCGCGCAGUGAAGGUGGAAGCGGAGGAAGAGUACUCGGAGUGGCCGGCGGGCCUGAGCGCAGAGGUCCUGCUCUCGGGACUGCCCGUCGCAGCGGGAGUCUGCAAGUCUGAGGGCCUGAACCCCGCGGAGGAGUACAGCAACGCCAACGGAGGAGGAGGAGGAGGCCUGGGCGAGCUGUCGGGCUUGGCGCUGCAGCAGUGGCAGAUGCUGAGUGAGGAGAAGCCGCUAGGCUGCCCCCGUUGCGAAAAUCCGGGACCCCCGCCGGCGGCCGGCCCUGGGGACCCCCGCCCUCGCCCCUUCACCUGCCCGCAGUGCGGGAAGGCCUUUGGCAAGAAGGCCCACCUGACGCGCCACGCGCGGGUGCACACCGGCGAGCGCCCCUUCGCCUGCGCCCACUGCGGGCGCCGCUUCUCGCAGAAGAUCCACCUGGGCUCGCACGAGCGGGUGCACACCGGCGAGCGCCCCUUCCCCUGCGACCGCUGCGCCAAGAGCUUCCGCAAGAAGACGCACCUGGUGCGCCACCAGCUCACCCACACCGGUGAGCGGCCCCAUGCCUGCCCGCUCUGCGACCGCACCUUCGUGCACCGCAGGCACCUGCUGCGCCACCAGCGCCUCCACGAAGAGGGGGCCCCGCCGGCGCAUGGGGAGCUUCCAGAGGCGGGUCAAGCAGCGGCAGGGGUCUACAGGGGUGGCGCCGAACCUGGGCAGGAUGUGGGCAUCUGCGGUGGUGAGCACGGUGGAAUGGGGCAGGUCGCAACCGUCGCAACCGGGCAAGUAGCUGAUGUCUGCGCAGAGCAGGGCAGACUUGGGCUGGCGACCGUUUCGUACAGCAACGAGGUCGGACUGGGGCAGUAUUCUGCCUCCUGCGUGGGGCACGCGGAGCCGUAUCCGAGUGCAGUCCUGUUUAAGGCUCAGGCGGAUCCCAAGUUGGGGAGAGUCCCUGGCAUGGAGCACCCCGGGCAGAGGGACGGUGGCAUGGCGGCUCCCGGAAUGGUCUACCCCGAGCAAGGCCACUUCGGUGGGCUCUGCAGGGCACAGGGGGAGGCAGAGGGUGGAGCCCCCUGCAUGGAGCAAGUUGGCAAGAUCGAACCGCAAGAGGAGGAGGAAGAAGAGGAACCAAACCCUUGCCAACGCCCGGAAGAAAAGCCUUUCCUGUGCUCCGACUGUGGAAAGGCGUUUGCCUGGAGGAAGAACCUGGCAUCGCACCAGCGGCUCCAUGCCGAGGGCGGCCGCCCGUUCUCCUGCGCAGAGUGCGGGAGGGGCUUCAGCGACAAGCGCCACCUGACGGCGCACCUCCGCGGGCACAUGGGCCUGCUGCCCUACGCCUGCCCGCACUGCGAGAGGAGCUUCGCGCACCGGGCCGGGCUGGCGGCACACCAGUGUGGCGGGCACGCCGGGCAGCGCCCUUUCUCCUGCAGCGAGUGCGGGCGCUGCUUCGCCCACAAGAGGCACCUGCAGAGGCACCGGCGCAACCAGCACUCGGCCGAGCGCCCGUUCUCCUGCGCUCAGUGCGGGCGCGCCUUCGGCACCCGGGCCAGCCUGCUGGCGCACGUCAAGUCCCAUGCCGGGCAGCGUCCCUUCGCCUGCCCGCUGUGCGGGCGCGCGUUCAGCCGCAAGUCGCACCUGGCGCGCCACGAGGCGGUGCACACGGGCCUGCGCCCCCAUGCCUGCGCCCAGUGCCCGCGGCGCUUCAGCUCCAAGACCAACCUGGUGCGCCACCAGGCCGUCCACACCGGCCUGCGCCCCUACAUCUGCACCCACUGCGCCCGCAGCUUCAGCCGCAAGACCCACCUCUUGCGCCACGAGCGCACGCACACCAGUGCGCCCCUGCCCAGCAGCGCCACCGUGUGGCCGGCUGCCUUGCCCCAGGGCUCCCUCCUGCAGCAGCAGCAGCAGCAGCAGCAGCAAGAUCAGCCCCUCGUUUUCCCCAUGGCUUUUGGGGCCCCCUGGCAAUGACCCCAAAGCCACGUAACUCUGCUGCAGGAAAGUGUGUACUCUGUGCUAUAAAGAAUCAAAACAAGCCCUGCAGAAAUAAAUUGUACACCAAUGUCUGCAGCCUAAAUAUACUGCAAAGUAAUCAUAUUUUUCAUAAUUCAGAAAGUUACGCUCCCCCCACAGGCUAAGACAAUAAAGUUUUCAUAAUUUAUUUUAUUCUUGCUAGUCACUCAUAUAGGCAAUAAACUCCCUGAGACAUUGAAAGCCUUGCUUCACAGCUGUUGGGAUAUAUUCUCAGUGGCUUCUGAGGGUUCUCCAUGCUCUCUCUGCGACAUCCAAGCCUAACUCCACCUCCAUAAGGGCUAGAAGCUUGGGCUUUUUUGUGUGUGGGGGGGGAAUGAAUGAGAUCUGGGAGAAGCUCAAUGGCGCACUUUUUGCAGGGAUUCUUUGAACACACACCCCAGAUACACAAACCUGGCCACUGGCUCAGAGGGGGCGAAACAUCUCAGUAUCCAGACAUUUUCAGCUUUAAAUAAUAAUGGAAACUUUUUUAAAAAAAUAUUGCCAACAAAUCAUUUUAGUAGCAUCCUCAAGCGAAUGUACAUUACGUUUUGUAAAGCCUUCUUUGAUGGAAACAGAAGGGGGGAAAGUUAUGUCAUUUCUGACUUUAGCCCUGAUGCUUUCAGAAAUAAAUGAUCCUUCAUAAUA
Molecule: messenger RNA, 10515 nt
Organism: Podarcis lilfordi (Lilford's wall lizard)
Lineage: Eukaryota; Metazoa; Chordata; Lepidosauria; Squamata; Lacertidae
Source: the annotation of a GenBank genome assembly